AUGGUUCUUCUGCACUUCAAGAACGCGGACGACAAGCAGUUCCUGUACGAGACGACGGUCGAGGCCACGGUCGAUGACACUCUCAAGGACCUUUGCACCAUCCACAACCUCCGAAUGCUGAUCGGCCGGCUGAAGAUCGAGGGCGAGGAGCUCGCGAAGCACGGCCCCUGCAAGCCCCUCGACAAGCAGGGCCUGGACGACUACGCCGAGGACCUCAACGGCUACAAGGUCGAGCCCGGGCCGCACUACGCCAAGGACCCCACCGGCCGGCGCACGGGCAACCCCGCCGCGCCCCAGGUCGUCGCCGUCCUCCGCAAAACGCUCGACGAGGCCGCGGCGGCCGCCAGCAAGGACAACGCGGCGAAGAAGGUCCCGCUCACGAAGCAGGCGCUCGACGCCGCGAUCGACAACGUGCGCGGCGCUGUCAUGAUUUGUCACCCGGAGGGCCUUCCUGAGUGGGACCCCGUGCGGGGGAUGCUGGAGGGGAGUGAGGACCUGGCGGGCACGAGCUACGCGGCGGACCCGAUCGACGCGGAGGCCGCGGCGCUGUGGUUUUGCGGGAAGCAGAUGCAGGCGGGGAAGAAGCUGGCGGAGCACGUGGGCCGAAACGAGAAAAGUAAAGUGGUGGUGAAGGUGACGAAGAAGGGGGCCGGGGCGCCGUCGCGGGAGCCCGUGAUCGACCAGGAGACGCACAAGAACAUGCUGUCGUGGUACUCGAAGAAGCAGCAGGAGCAGCAGGCGCUGGCGGAGGACGACGACGACCAGUACACGAACUCGGCGUGGGCGAACCCGAAGGCGCUGAAGGGGCACUUUGCGGGCGUGGGCGGGGACAUUCGUAUUCGGUGA
Pedinophyceae sp. YPF-701 is the source of this 846-nucleotide messenger RNA. Lineage: Eukaryota; Viridiplantae; Chlorophyta; Pedinophyceae. The record is from the annotation of a GenBank genome assembly.